Molecule: messenger RNA, 276 nt
Organism: Penicillium concentricum
Lineage: Eukaryota; Fungi; Ascomycota; Eurotiomycetes; Eurotiales; Aspergillaceae
Exons: 2
Coding region: 1-276 (91 amino acids)
Source: RefSeq, a predicted model, not a curated record
AUGUCUGACAUCGAUCCCAACGCCCGAAGCGAAGUCAACAACGCGCUCAUUAGCUCGGGCAGCGCUGCCGUCGGACAGAUGGUUGACACCGGCAACUCCUCUGUUCAGAAGCGUCAAAGGAACAAAGAGGAGAAAGAGAGAUGUGAGGCCGCUGCGAGAGCUGCUAAACAGGAAGCAGAUGCUGCUGCUGCUGCUGUUGGUCCCAAACCCUUCACCUCCAAGAAGUUGAAGUCUACAAGCCUGCCAAGUAUUGACAAGGGCGGCGUCUCCGGAUAG